Molecule: messenger RNA, 1295 nt
Organism: Sitodiplosis mosellana (orange wheat blossom midge)
Lineage: Eukaryota; Metazoa; Arthropoda; Insecta; Diptera; Cecidomyiidae
Exons: 3
Coding region: 158-1102 (314 amino acids)
Source: RefSeq, a predicted model, not a curated record
CAGUGACAGAAUCUGACGUUGAAUCACUGUGUUUAUAUUGCAAAAUUCAUUGAUCAUCAGCGAAUUUGCGAAACGUUUCAUUUUAACGUCUUCUUUUUUACAAAUUUAUAGAUUUAUUUAUUCAUUUCAAAAACAAUUCAAGACAGAAGAAUAAGUUAUGCCACAACAAUUGAGUUCGUCAGAAAAAACACCGAUCGCUACAUUGCAUGAAUUUUGUAUGCAAAACGAGGAGAUUUUGAUGUUUGAUGAAAAUGUGCCACAUGCCACCGAUCCCAAAAUGUUCUCUUGCGUUGCAACUGCAUUCGAUUUGUCUGCCAUCGGAUCGGGUCGAUCGAAAAAAGUAGCCCGACAUGAAGCUUGCGCAGAACUGAUUGCUCAACUGGCAAGUCUGGAUCGAUUCAAACAGAAUUUUCAAAAGUUACCCGUAACACCGCGACCAACAUUCGAUACUGAUGCCGUUAUGGCUCUACGUAACAUCUGCGUGCAGCGCAAUUGGCCAUUUCCGACAUUUGAACUAAUGCAAUCUUAUGGUCAGCCCCAUGUGCCGAUGUUUACUUACGUGUGCCAAAUGGCAAGUAUCAAACGUACCGGUGUCGCUUCAAAGAAAAGUGGGGCUAAACAAAUUGCUAUUCGUGCAGUGAUUGACGUCGUUCAGAAUUUUGAACAAAACGAAGAACGAAUACAAAUCGCCACCAUUGAUGCUAAACAAAGUGAAGAACAGAAGCAAACGGGUACUAUUGAUGCCGAACCAUUGCUCACAUUUAGAGAACUCAUAAAGUCGCGAAAAAAACUAUGGACGCCACGAGUAAGCGAUCGACAAAACUAUUUUCUUCAGCUGCCAAAAAAGGAUCGCAAUGAAGCUGAACAGAUUUUGAUGGACAAUUCAUCUGCUACCCAUGGCACCAGCAAAAACCAGGUUGACCUGACAUGUGCUGCUCUAAAACUUAAAUACAAUGUCAUCGAUAUUCCCAACCAUCAACAAGAGUGCAAAGUUUUCUAUCUACGUGGCAAUCAUGACUGUGUUAUUGCUGCCAAAGAAGAAGACUUGUACGACCGUGUCAUCGCUCACUUCAAAACGAUUCUAAACCUUCAGAAAUUUUGAAUAAUUUUUUCAUCGACAAUUUAUCCACUUUAGUUAACUAUAAGCCUCUGACUGAAAUCUACUUUUUCAAAUGCUGAUAUUGAAAUAUAUUUAGAUUAGUUCAAGACAUUACCAUACAUUAGGAAUUAAAUUCACGAGACUUCCUACCAAUUCAUUCUUUUGUGGAAUUUCGGAGCAAUAAAUAACUUGAACA